Molecule: messenger RNA, 1449 nt
Organism: Aspergillus heteromorphus CBS 117.55
Lineage: Eukaryota; Fungi; Ascomycota; Eurotiomycetes; Eurotiales; Aspergillaceae
Exons: 2
Coding region: 1-1449 (482 amino acids)
Source: RefSeq, a predicted model, not a curated record
AUGGACCCAACCCAGAGCCCUAACUCCCAACCCAAACACCACCUCCUCACGCUCCCCGCCGAAAUCCGCCUCCUGAUCUACACCUUCAUCUUCCCCCCGCAAACGCACAUCAUCCAACGCAAACCCAUCCUCUUCCCCUGCGCGGAAUCCAACCAGCCCCUCCCUUUCCAUCGCAACCUCAUGCACCCGCCCCCCGACUUCCCCAUCUGCUCGCAGUCUCACCCCAGCUGCUCCAGCCUCCAAUCGCACAUCCUCAACGUCGACAUGCACAUCGGCAACCGCACCAUGGUCUCCUCCCCGCACUACCCCUGCCCGCACUCCCUCACACGCAACCCGGCCCUCAACCUCAACUUCCUAGCCACCUGCCAUCAAGUCUACCGCGAAGCGCGCCACCUCCUCUACCAACAGACCGUCUUCUGGACGCAGGAGGUGGGCAGUUUCUCGAAUUUCAUGUGCUGUUUGAAGAACUGGCAGGUGCGGGAGAUCCGGCACCUUCGGUUGAGGCUUCCGUCGGAUAUGGGCAUGGAUAUGUAUCUGUGGGAGUGGAAUGAGGUGUUUGCGCUGAUUGGGAGGGCGUGCAGCGGGCUGAGGUCGGUCGGGGUGGAGGUACAUACCAUUCAGCCGAAGUCGACGUGGAGAGAUAUCUUUUGGGAUGGUGGGUUGUUGGGGUUGGAUCGAUUGCGGUUGGAGGGCCUGAGGUUUGUGGUGUAUAAGAGGGAGGGGGAUACGGGGCUGGGGACGGUUUAUUUUGAUUAUCAGGUGGGCGUUUUCCCACCUUCGGAUCUUUUAUCAUCACCACUGGCAACCACACCAGUACUAGAAGCGCCAGAAGCACCAGGAGCGUCAGAAACACCAGAAGUCAUCAGCUUCCACGAGGUCCGCAACACCCUCCGCCAUGUCCAAAACGUCCCCAUCACCACCGAACCCGGCCGUCUCUUCCUCCGUCUCUCCCCCAAUCUACUCCCUCUCUACAUCAGCAACCUCAUCCACAUGCUUCCGCGGCGCCAUCACACCCACGCCGAGAUCCGUCGCGAGGAUCGGUAUCAGCGCGAGUAUGUCUACCACUAUGCCUACCCUGACGAUGACACUGAGCAGGAGAACCCCGUGUUCGGGUUCCAGUUCAGUGAAGAGUUGAAAGACGACGAGCAGUAUAUUGCUCGCGGGCUGGCUAGGUUGCGGGAGUCGAGGAAGCGGUUGGCGAGGAAGGCGAUGGAGGGAGGGGGUGGUCUUGGGUGGGUUAAGAAGCCGGAAGUGCGGAGGGGGAUUCAAGGGAAGAGGGUUGUCUUGGAAGGGGAAGAGGAAGAGGAAGAGAAGGCCGGAGACUGGAGACGCCGACUCACGCAGGAGACGUACGCGCCUUUCAUCGAAGCGUUUCCCAUGACUCCGGCUCUGCCGCAGAAGGAUCUGAGCAAGUGUUGUUUUCAUUGUCGGAGCAGAGCGAAGAUGUGA